Messenger RNA from Maudiozyma saulgeensis, 315 nucleotides. Lineage: Eukaryota; Fungi; Ascomycota; Saccharomycetes; Saccharomycetales; Saccharomycetaceae. The record is from the annotation of a GenBank genome assembly.
AUGACUGAAUGGUGUGUUAUUAUUUAUGAUAAAGCUGGCUCCGAUAGAUCUAAGCUUAGACCACAGCACUUAGCUGGUAUUCCUCCUCAAGUUGAGCAAGGAAAGUUGGUCUGUGCAGGUGCCAUUUUCAAUGAACCUACAACUCCAGGUGGUGAACGUACUUUUGCUGGUUCCCAUUUACAAGUGGUCGCUGAUACUAAAGAAGAAGCCCUAAAAAUUGUUCAAGGUGAUAUUUUUGCUAGAGAAGGUAUCUGGGAUAUGGAAAACAUCAUUAUCUAUCAAUUUGGUUGUGCUGUCCGUCAACCAAAGAAGUAA